Molecule: messenger RNA, 507 nt
Organism: Durusdinium trenchii
Lineage: Eukaryota; Dinophyceae; Suessiales; Symbiodiniaceae
Source: the annotation of a GenBank genome assembly
UGUUGGCUUAGAGAUGGUUCCUUUGUAGUGCCCAACAUGGCCGUGAAGUUGUGGAUGGUUGUGGUUGGGACAGCGAUAGUGGCCCAUGCAGGAAGUAUGAUCACAGCAGAGAAGCAUGCGGCCAUGGAAGAGUCGGAAGCCAUGCAUGAAGACGCAACUGGAGUCACCCUUCAGGUUGUUGUAGAAGUCAUUUGUGGAUCUCUCCUUGCACUAUGGGGCGGCAUUGGGGAUUUCAAGCCAAUUCGCAUGGGCGACUCCAAGAAGCCAAGAUGGGAGUCUUUGCACGCACGACCCGAUUUUCACAGCUAUCGGAGCAGAGCAAAGUUCAUGAGGUCACUGCUGACGAACAUCGAGCCCCCGCCAGGCUAUUGAAACUUCUCCUUGCUACGUGGGAAGAAAAGGGGGAGCGCUUUCCAAGGGUUACUGAAACUGCAUCAGAUUUUGAAGAAACACGACUACAAACGAUCUACAAGGGCAAGUGUGUCUUGAAACACUUAUAUACGUGGA